Messenger RNA from Microdochium trichocladiopsis, 3496 nucleotides. Its product is annotated as eukaryotic membrane protein family-domain-containing protein. Gene Ontology annotation, cellular component: endoplasmic reticulum membrane. Gene Ontology annotation, biological process: maintenance of protein localization in endoplasmic reticulum. Bases 244 to 3357 code for a protein of 1037 amino acids. The transcript is spliced from 3 exons. NCBI's taxonomy places the organism in Eukaryota, Fungi, Ascomycota, Sordariomycetes, Xylariales, Microdochiaceae. The record is from RefSeq and is a predicted model, not a curated record.
CGCUGCUGCAGCACCCCCAAACGACCACCCCCAGCAGAAAACCACGCGAACGAUUGCUAGCUCAUCACUUACGGAACUACACGGGCGACCAACCGCUGCGCAUCUCCGAAUCGACUCGCCAGUAUCACGCCUGCGGCCCACCGCCGGCCGACGAAUCCGAGUCGACCUGGCCAGUGGCUAUGGCAUCGACCUGCCACUACUCACUUGGCUAUCGCUCUCUCGGUGCCUUUGAACAGUCUCACCAUGGCUGCUGAAGGCGACGGAGGAUCCAGCAAUGGGCAUGCCGCGAAGCCUCGGCCUCCGGGCGAGUCGCGUUCUGAGCACCAACACAACUACGGUGAGACGAGUCGCUGGCAAGAGAAGACAGCCCAGCUAGUGGCCGAAGUUGGUGCCUUUCGCUACCCGACACCGCCUAUGGAGACAUUUCCCGAAUUUAAACCACCCAGAGCCACAUCAGACGCAGCUGUCACACAAGAGGAUGAGCUCGGCAGCAUAUCACACGCACCUGUCUUCGACUCCAACGACGUCAGCGAUGCCGAAGUGAGCGACUCGAUCGCGGCAACGGCCACGCCGGCUGCUGCCCUGCGCCGACCCCCUUCGCAAUCACAAUCCUCGAAAAAGAACGACACACCCAGCGAGCCGAGCACCCGCAAACUUUCGGCCUCCCAAAUUCAGGCUCUGACCGCCUCGCCAGAGUCUUUGCCAGUCGCAACGGUGCACACGAUCGCAAACGGGGCUCCUCGCAAGCCGAGCGGAGCCGAGUAUCCAUUAUCAGCCAGCAUGGUUGACCAGAAACUCCAGAGCCAUCUGAAUGCUCUACUUCAGGCACCCUCACCAGCUGACGCGAUUUCGAGUACACCACAGUCGGCAGCGUCCACGGAUGCCCAGUUCUUUGCAAGCAGGGUAGAGUCUCGAAGACCAGGAUCUUCACGAACCGUGUCGACGCCACCUGUUGAUAGACGAUCUGCAUUUGGGCCACCUCCCAGUCUUCCCUCAAAUACAAGACGAAACUCGUUCAAUCCUCUGCCACGGCCGGCGCCGCUGAAUCUGGGCGUCAGUAGUAACCAUGUGCCAUCACCAGCCUUGAAGCCACAAGGCAUCCAAUCGGGUUCGCGCGGAGAGAAGCAAGAACGCGCCGAGGUCGCUAACGAAGCUAUGCCGCCCUCGCAAAUGAUGCCGGGACUUCCCCUGCCACCAAUGUCGCUGCCCACACAUCUCCAGCUGGAGUUGGCGGCUCAGCGGCCCAGUCCACUAUACAUAUAUGGUGCACAGGCAGCAGAUACGCCAUACGAAUCUAGCGCCGUCAAAUUCGAACGGCUCAUGAACGCCAUAUAUCUGUUUCCGAAGCUUGAGUCUAUGCUUUUCUUUGGUGUGCUGGCGUGUCUGGACGCAUGGCUAUAUACUUUCACGAUCUUGCCUAUGCGCUUCGUCAUUGCUGUCUGGAUCCUGAUACAAUGGUGGGCCUAUGUUAUCUGGAAGGAAGUAUGCUGGGUGACCAGCUUUGUGUGGCAAGGCAUCGGUCGUGUUUGGCGACGCGGCCGUGGGCGAGGGAGGACCCAAACGAACACCGAUGGUUUCCACAGAUCACGCAGCGCCGCAUCUAGUCGAGCUUCGAGCCGUGCGCCAAGUCGAGCACCAAGUAGAGCAGCCAGUCGAACGCGUGUGAGCGACAACAGUCACACUACCCGAGGCCACAAUGGAUCGGCGACUUUUAAUGGCACGCCACUAGAACCCUCCUCGGUUGAUACGCCACGUCUCAGUGGGACACGCGUGUUCCAUCCGCCCAAACACCCCUUGCCACGGCAGAACAUUUCACGACAUCGGCGGACCAAAUCGAUGCCAUCCAAUCUCAAUUCGUACCACAAGGCCGAUUUGAUCCAGGGAGCAAUCAUCAUCUGCAGUUCCAUCGCCUUGAUGGACCUUGACGCCAGCCGAGUCUACCAUUUUAUCCGGGCGCAGUCGUCGAUGAAGCUUUACGUUAUCUACAAUAUCCUCGAGGUCGGGGAUCGCCUGCUAUCAGCUGUUGGUCAGGACUUCUUUGAAUGUCUGUUCAGCUCCGAGACUCUCUCUCGAAACAGUUCUGGAAGGUCAAAGCUCUUGCUCCCCUUCUGCAUGUUUGCAGUGACUCUGGUAUACAACAUUGUCCACGUGCUCUGUCUGUUCUAUCAGGUCAUUACGCUCAACGUGGCAGUCAACUCGUACUCGAACUCUCUGCUCACCCUGCUGAUCUCGAAUCAAUUCGUUGAGAUCAAGGGCGCCGUUUUCAAGAAGAUCGAGAAGGAGAACCUCUUCCAGCUCACAUGUGCCGACGUGGUAGAGCGUUUCCAGCUCUGGAUUAUUCUGUUGAUCAUUGCCAUGCGCAACAUCGUCGAGGUUGGGGGCUGGUCGGUGCCUUCCGUCAGUACCGACUGGGAAAGCGCAGCGGCCAAGUCAGGUCCUCAACAUACGAGCUCGAUCAUUCCGGCCAGCUUCAAACUAUUGCCAAACUGGCUGUUCUCCGGCGACGUGGUCUCGCCCUUUAUUGUUGUCAUCGGAAUCGAGAUUGCGGUAGACUACAUCAAGCACGCUUACAUCAACAAGUUCAACAACAUCAGGCCAACCAUCUACAGCAGGAUGCUGGACGUCCUGGCGAAGGACUAUUACACAAAUGCAUUCUCUGCGCCGUCGCUAAUUCGUCGGAUCGGCCUGCCACUCAUCCCCCUGUCGUGCCUGUUUAUUCGUGCGUCAUUGCAGGUGUACAAUAUGUUCCUGGCCACCCACCUGCCGCCCCCCUCCCAACCGACGUCAACGAUGGACCUGUCCAUUGAGUCGUCCUCGCCAUCCUCUCCUGCCAUGACGGCAGCGCUUGAGCAUCUGGACACGCUGAUUCGCAAUGCCCUGGGUCGUGCCGUAUACGGGGAUGGUACCGGAACGACCCAGGUGCGACCAUUCUGGAGCUAUACCUCUGACGACAUCAUCGCGCUCGUGACCAAGGUUGUCUUUUUCUUCCUGGCGUGGGUUGUGCUGCUCAUUGUCAAGCUGCUGCUCGGGAUGGUGCUACUGCACUUCUCUCGCAAGCGUUAUGGAGAGGUCAAACUACGCGAGCACCUGGUGGCCACUGGUAAGGCUGAGCGGGAAGUUCACAGCCAGCCGGGCGUGAAGCGCAUUGGCGGUUGGGGAGCCGUCGAGCUAGGGGAUGACCGAAGGAAGCGGAUCUACGAAGACGACAAAGAAGGCCUGGAGAAGAUGCGGACACGAGAGCGCAAGACAGAGGAGAAGAACGCAGGGCCCCCGCCAGGAACGAUGGCGCCAUCAGACGUCGAAGGUCUGGAGAAGGUUGUGCGGUACGAGAUGGGGCCCUCGAAGAGGAUCUGGUGAUCCUUGAGUGGCCACGCAGCAGAAGGCGAAAUUCCAUUAGCAAAGCAUGAGCAUCAGCAUCGGCAUUGGCAUCUAGCAUUUAGUAUAAUUACGGCGCGGCGUUACUUUGCAAAUUGAGUCGUGUCUCAUCUUCUGAAAA